UGGCAAAUGAGCUCGAACCUAACCAACGUUCAACUGCUAACACCGAAACCGAAACCUAACCCAGGUGUGUCUGACACUGAUCCUUGUAAAGCUUCGUAACACGAACCGAGCCCCCUCGGCGUCACUCAGGCAUGGCACUUCAAAUAUCAGCUCUAUUUUCAUAUAUGAGAGCCUCACGGUGCACUACUCUGUCCCGUGUCCGUGCUGACUUCCAGGCAGCCGGUGUCAGGUUUAAACACGGUGUAACUCCUGGAAGCCCCCCAGGUCCUGCUCGCGGCCAUAUUAACGCUGCUCUCCGAGCUGAAAAGUUUUCCACAACACCGACAACAGCAGCAAUUUGGAGGUCCAGCCAGGUAAAGGCUUCCUCCUCACCCCGAGGGAAAGGAGGCUGGCUGGGGAAAGUAGCCCUCGGUGCCGUGCUGGGAGUAAGCACAUUUGCUCUGGUCCAGUCUCUCCACACCGGAACAGUCAACGCCAUGGCCCGCAAACUUAACCUGAACUCCGCUGAUGGAGACUGGAAGGAGACCAAGGACUGCUUGCUGUCUCUGUCUGUGACGGACAGGCGUGAGCACUACAGGACGUCUGACUUUGUGCCACUGCACGACAUCUCAGUGUGGACUCCCACUGCAGGCGGUUCUGAAAAAACAGUUUACCCGAGGAAUAAAAAGUUGGACAACAAGAUUUCCCUCUACAGUGGGGACAUCACCAAGCUGGAGAUAGAUGCGAUUGUUAAUGCAGCCAACAAGACUCUGCUCGGAGGAGGGGGAGUGGACGGGGCGAUCCACCGCGCUGCAGGGCCGAUGCUGAAACAGGAGUGUGCGUCUCUUCACGGCUGCGAGACCGGAGAGGCCAAGAUCACGUGUGGCUACGGCCUUCCAGCAAAGUAUGUGAUCCACACAGUGGGGCCGAUCGCUCAGGGAGGAGUGGGAGACGAGGAGAAGAAAGCGUUGAGGUUGUGCUACAAGAACAGCAUGAACGCAGCCGCCAAAAACAACGCACGCUCUGUGGCGUUCCCCUGCAUCUCCACAGGAGUCUAUGGAUAUCCACCUGAGCAGGCUGUGCACAAAGCGUUAGCAACUGUGAGGGAGUAUCUGGAUGAGCAUCACGACAAGCUGGACAGAGUCAUCUUCUGUGUGUUCUUGCCGACGGAUAAGGAGCUGUAUAUGAAGACCCUCCCGCUCUACUUCCCCGCUGAGGACACAGUCAAGAGUAAACUCUAAGAGAGUCGAUUCGGUUGCUGUGGAUACUCGCCGCUCAACAUCCAGAUUCUUCCUCCUCGAGGUCAUCGCAGAUCAAGACCUUUUUGGAUGAUUGCUUUUUUUUUUUUAAGUGCACGCUGGCUCUUCUGCAGAUGUUGAUUAGUUCCUUUGUUUUCCCCACUAAUGGUUACGAGAGGCAUCAUGAUGAAGGUUUGAAAUGACAUUCAUAAUUCUUGUGAAAAAUGGACCCUAUAGGUUGCACUCUAACUUGACCUUCAUUGUCUGUGAUAAUUGGCAGCUUGGCAUCAGCUAUGAGUUAUGUGUCCUGUGCUGUUUGAAUAGUGGCAUAACUGUGUGUGUGUGUGUGUGUGUAAGACAAUAGCAAAAGCUUAUUAAAAAUAAUCACACAGGC
This is a messenger RNA of Trematomus bernacchii (emerald rockcod), 1611 nucleotides long. It is a transcript of the gene macrod1, whose product is annotated as mono-ADP ribosylhydrolase 1. Gene Ontology annotation, cellular component: nucleoplasm. The record is from RefSeq and is a predicted model, not a curated record. Gene Ontology annotation, molecular function: ADP-ribosylglutamate-[protein] hydrolase activity. The transcript is spliced from 10 exons. NCBI's taxonomy places the organism in Eukaryota, Metazoa, Chordata, Actinopteri, Perciformes, Nototheniidae. The coding region runs from base 132 to 1220 and encodes 362 amino acids. Gene Ontology annotation, biological process: peptidyl-glutamate ADP-deribosylation; purine nucleoside metabolic process; DNA damage response.